This is a messenger RNA of Erinaceus europaeus (western European hedgehog), 1032 nucleotides long. Its product is annotated as UDP-glucuronosyltransferase 1A7-like. The record is from RefSeq and is a predicted model, not a curated record. Gene Ontology annotation, molecular function: UDP-glycosyltransferase activity. NCBI's taxonomy places the organism in Eukaryota, Metazoa, Chordata, Mammalia, Eulipotyphla, Erinaceidae. Bases 109 to 993 code for a protein of 294 amino acids. The transcript has 2 exons.
UCCCCUGUCUUGACAGGACACACACCCUCUCCUGGAGCGGCUUUAGUGUCUGCAGAGCCACUGAGCUCAGAAGCCAGGCAGGUGGAUCGCUCCGGGCCGCUGUCACCCAUGGCUCUCACACUGGGGACCCGCAUGCUGCCGCUGUGUGUGUGUGUCCUGCUGACACCCGGCCUUGUGGGGGCGGGCAGGCUGCUGGUGGUCCCCCUCGAUGGCAGCCCCUGGUUUAGCACCCAGAAGAUUAUAAAUCAGCUAGUGCAGAGAGGACACGAGUUGGUGGCCGUCAUGCCAGAUGUGAGCUGGCGGCUGGAACAGUCACUGAACUUCACUGUGAAGCAUUACUCUCUCCCUUACAACCUGGAUGAAAUGAAUCGAGAGUUCAAGGUAUAUGCUGAUGAGCGCUGGAAGACUCAAGAGACGGAUUUUCUUUCUUUGCUGACCAGUGCCUCCUCCAGCGACAUUUAUGACUACUUCUUUGUGCACUGUCGGAGCUUGUUUAAUGACAAAAAUCUAGUCCGGUAUUUGGAGGAGACUUCUUUUGAUGCUGUGUUUCUGGAGCCUUUUGAUAUGUGUGGCUUAAUCAUCGCCAAGUACCUCUCACUGCCAUCUGUGACCUUUGCCAGGGGGAUGUUUUGCCACUAUGGAGAACAAGGUACCCAGAGCCCCAUGCCUCUCUCCUAUGUCCCCAGACCUCUCUUGGGGUGCUCAGACACCAUGAGUUUCUGGGAGAGAGUGUGGAAUCACAUUUACCACUUGGAGGAGCAAGUGCUUUGCCCCUAUUUUCUGGACACUGCUCUCAAGGUUGCCUCUGAGAUUCUCCAAACGACAGUCACCCCCUAUGAUCUCUAUAGUCAGGUGUCCAUCUGGCUGAUGCGGAGUGACUUUGUCCUGGAGUACCCCAGGCCUGUCAUGCCCAACAUGAUCUUCGUUGGAGGCAUCAACUGUCACCAGGCAAAACCACUGCCAAAGGGGAAGAGGCAUGAGAGGUUAAACUAGAACGCCCUACUAAAAGAUCAGCAAAACAUUUGGGGAGAG